Gracilinanus agilis (Agile Gracile Mouse Opossum) is the source of this 2929-nucleotide messenger RNA. Its product is annotated as arf-GAP with Rho-GAP domain, ANK repeat and PH domain-containing protein 3-like. The record is from RefSeq and is a predicted model, not a curated record. Gene Ontology annotation, cellular component: ruffle. Lineage: Eukaryota; Metazoa; Chordata; Mammalia; Didelphimorphia; Didelphidae. Gene Ontology annotation, biological process: positive regulation of GTPase activity; signal transduction. The transcript has 17 exons. Gene Ontology annotation, molecular function: GTPase activator activity; phosphatidylinositol-3,4,5-trisphosphate binding. Bases 160 to 2370 code for a protein of 736 amino acids.
UCCCUGUGUUCCACCUGAUAUUUAACUCUGUCUUCUCUCUCUCUGUUUCUGCCUUCCUUUCACCUGCAGUGGUUCUCCCCAUUAAGCUGUCACCAGCUCCUGGGACCUGGCCUGCUGAGGCUAGGCCGUUUAAGGCUGCGGUCCCCCUCUCAGACUGCAAUGACCCCAGGCCUCUGGCUAUCUGCCUUUGGCCUCCUCCGAGGCGACCAUCUAUUCCUGUGUCCAGCACCAGGCCCUGGCUCCCCUGCCCCUGAGGACACUGUGCACCUACGCAGACUGCAGGAGAUCAGUGUUGUGUCUGCAAGUGAUAGCCCUGAUAAGAAGGACCAUUUAGUCCUGGUGGAAACAGGAAGGACCCUGUAUCUACAGGGGGAGGGCCGGAUGGACUUUGCUGGCUGGAGCACUGCCAUUGGAGGAGCAGCUGGUGGGGGGGGCACUGCACUGCAAGGGCAACAGAUGAGUCGAGGAGACAUUCCUAUCAUCGUGGAUGCCUGCAUCAGCUUUGUCACUCAACAUGGCUUACGUUUGGAGGGUGUAUACCGGAAGGGGGGUGCUCGAGCACGAAGCCUUCGUCUCCUGGCUGAGUUCCGGCAGGAUGCACGGUCAGUGAAGCUCCGGCCAGGAGAGCACUUUGUGGAAGAUGUAACGGACACGCUCAAACGCUUCUUCCGGGAGUUGGAUGACCCUGUGACCUCUGCACGAUUGUUACCCCGAUGGAGGGAGGCUGCAGAGUUGCCCCAGAAGUCUCAGCGGCUAGAGCGGUACAAGGAGGUGAUUGGAUGUCUGCCCAGAGUUAACCACAGGACAUUAUCCACCCUCAUUGGUCAUCUCUACAGGGUGCAGAAAUGUGCUGCUCUGAACCAGAUGUGUACUCGGAAUCUAGCAUUGUUAUUUGCACCAAGUGUAUUCCAGACAGAUGGACGAGGGGAGCAUGAGGUUCGGGUGCUGCAGGAACUCAUCGACAACUAUGUUUCUGUCUUUGAUAUUGACUCAGACCAAAUGGCUCAGAUUGACCUGGAAGUCAGUCUUAUAACUACCUGGAAAGACGUGCAACUAUCACAAGCUGGAGAUAUCAUCAUGGAAGUUUACUUGGAACAGCAGCUACCAGACAACUGCGUCACCCUGAAGGUUUCCCCAACUCUGACUGCUGAGGAACUGACAAAUCAAGUACUCGAGAUGAGGGGAGCAACAGCUGGCACAGACCUGUGGCUGACAUUUGAGAUCCGAGAACAUGGGGAGCUUGAGCGGCCCUUGCACCCAAAGGAACGGGUCCUAGAACAGGCUCUGCAAUGGUGCCAGCUCCCGGAACCAGGCUCUGCUUCCCUAUUACUGCGCAGGGUCUCCCUAGCCCAGGCCAGUUGCCUCUUCACAGGUGUACGACGAGAGAGUCCCCGGGUGGGCCUGCUUCGGUGCCGAGAAGAGCAUCCCAAGUUGCUAGGAAGUCGUUUUCAGGAAAGGUUCUUUCUACUUCGAGGACGUUGUCUGUUGCUGCUUAAGGAGAAAAGGAGUUCUAAGCCAGAGCGAGAGUGGCCUUUGGAUGGUGCAAAAGUUUAUCUAGGAAUACGCCGAAAGCUAAAGCCUCCAACACCAUGGGGCUUUACAUUGAUCCUGGAGAAGUUGCAGCUCUACCUGUCCUGCACAGAUGAGGCGGAGAUGUGGGACUGGACAACCAGCAUCCUUAAAGCCCAGCAUGAUGACCUGCAGCCUGUGGUUCUUCGUCGACAUUCUUCUUCUGAUCUAGCUCGACAGAAGUUUGGGACAAUGCCUUUGUUGCCUAUUCGAGGUGAUGACAGUGGUGCUACCUUACUCUCUGCCAACCAGACACUGAGACGACUGCACAACCGGAGGACACUAUCCAUGUUUUUUCCCCUGAAGCUGUCUCAGGAUUCUGUGGAAGAACAAGAGGAAGAGGCUGAGGAGCCAGUGUAUGAGGAGGUAGGGGCCUUUCCUGAACUGACCAAGGACUCUCCGUUCCCACUGGACCAGACAUCUGAACCAGAGGUCCCUAGGGAUUCCCCCUCCAGCCAAACUGUAUUUCCAGAGCAAAGUCAGAGCCCACAGAUUGACCGACCCCUGCUUUCAAAGUCAAGCUCUCUGGGACAAGAGAAGGGACCUCCAGAGCUGCCUCCUGGUCCCCCCCAGAAAAUCAGCUUCCAGCAUCAUUUGUCCCUGGAAGACAAACUGUUACAGGAGCUCAACUCACUGAUACUUCGAAAGGGCGAGGCCACUGGUUCCAGUCUGUUGGCUUCUCAGCCUCCUAGUCCCCCAACAUGGACCCCUAACCCUGUUAAUCCCACUACACAAACUCCUGGACACUCUCCCAAAUCUCCAUGUAAUUCCCAUUCCCCAUCUGGCCAGCCACUUACAUGAUCCUGAAGCCAGCAACCAGCUCUAGGAUGGGAAUGUAGAAGGGCCUGAUGCUCAAGAGACAAAAGACAAUAUUUAUCCCAAGUGCCUACUCUCUAAGGGACUAAGCUAGGGGCUGGAAAUACAAAGACAAAAAAAAAAAAAAGGAUAAAAAUUCCCUCCUUUCAGGGAGCUUAUAUUCUAAAGACCCCCAUUUCCCUACAUACCAGAAUAUUUAAAGCAUUGAUGGGAAGCUCUAUCAGUUACAGGCCAGGGAGAACUCCUCCCUGUCCCUGAAAAUCCAGUGUGGAAAGAAUGAGUCAGGAGACCUGGGCUGCAGUCAGGAUUCUGUUACUAACUAGUUCUAUAAUCUUGGGCAGGUCCCUUCCCCUCUCUGGACCUCAGUUUCUCCAUGUGUAAAAUAAGAGGGUUAAAUAGAUUUCUGAGCUCCCUUCCAGGACUGACAUUCUAUGUUCUAAGUCCCCUAAGAGCCUCAUUGCUCAGUAGGCCUGUUGGGUUGGGGAGGUUUGGAUGCAGACAGCCAGGCAGGAUGGGAAUCCAUUUAAUAAACUUUGAAAACAAA